AUGGGCAAAUGCAAGUUAAAUUGGCCCAUUAUACAUCCUUCGGAAGAGCAAGAGUUCAUGACUAAAGGCUUUAUAGCUUUUAGCGUACUUCAAUUUAUUGCAAUUACGAUUUUGUGCUCGAUAUCAAUUAAUAAAGUUGCCAAAACAAACAUCACAUCCUUUUUCCCUGUCGAUUUAGAAACAUUAUUUAUAGCUAUUAUCUUCCUUGCUGUUAUUCUUCUUGUCGUCGGCUGGUCAUCAGCAAGAAAUAACAAUACUUGCAUAUGGCUCUUAUUCCAUGCUUUUAACUCAGUAAUGCUCAUCGUCGAAAUCAUUGUAUGCUUAAUGAGUUCUAAUUUACAGGGUUUCACAAAAAGCUUCUCAGUCGAAUGGUUAAAAGCUGAUGAAGCCGUCAAGAAAGAAAUUCAGGUCGAUCUUCGUUGCUGCGGUCUGACCAAUAUUACAGAUCAUGAAGUACUUCCAUGCCCUCACGGAGCAGAAGAAGGUUGUAUCGUUCAAAUUACAAAGCUGAUGACUACAAUCAAGAACGCAGCUUCUAUAGCUAUGUUCGUUUGCUUCACAUUUGGCCUAUUUAUAGACUUCCUUGGCUGUGCAAUUUGCUUCCAUCCUGAUGUUAUUAAUUUCGAGGAACACGAAAAGGAAUUGGCUAGAUCAGAAGGAGUUUUCGAUAUAGACUCCUUUGAAAAUCCAUUUGUUUCAGAAAUACAAGCUAUUAAUAUCUAG
Trichomonas vaginalis G3 is the source of this 723-nucleotide messenger RNA. Its product is annotated as tetraspanin family. Bases 1 to 723 code for a protein of 240 amino acids. NCBI's taxonomy places the organism in Eukaryota, Parabasalia, Trichomonadida, Trichomonadidae. The record is from RefSeq and is a predicted model, not a curated record. The transcript has a single exon. Gene Ontology annotation, cellular component: membrane.